Messenger RNA from Lagopus muta (rock ptarmigan), 4858 nucleotides. It is a transcript of the gene GPR18, whose product is annotated as G protein-coupled receptor 18. Gene Ontology annotation, cellular component: membrane. The record is from RefSeq and is a predicted model, not a curated record. Lineage: Eukaryota; Metazoa; Chordata; Aves; Galliformes; Phasianidae. Gene Ontology annotation, biological process: positive regulation of Rho protein signal transduction; phospholipase C-activating G protein-coupled receptor signaling pathway. The transcript is spliced from 2 exons. Bases 2600 to 3649 code for a protein of 349 amino acids. Gene Ontology annotation, molecular function: G protein-coupled receptor activity.
CUUCAGUUCAUUCUUUCCAACCAGUCCAAACGAUGCCAAGUUUAGAAAGAAAUGGAAAACACAAGCUCAAGCCAAAGCAGAGGGUAAAUAUUCUGCCCCUUCAGUGCAGAACUUCAGCUUACACGACGUGGUAAGCAGACAGGCAAAAUGCACUCUGCUGCAUUAUAAGUAAACAACUGAGAAAGAAAACCAAGCACUACCUGCCUCCUGCAAGAACAACAGCAUGAAGACAAUCCCCUCAGUGAUGCAUUUUGACAUCACUGCAAGUGAUCAGACUGACUUCUUUUAAGGCUUACCAGUGAAGUCAGGGCAGCACACCACACACGCACCGUGCUUUACUCUCAGACAUGAAGCACGUUGGCUUGGCUUUGAACUACUCAAAGGUGGCUUUAACAGAAGCUAGCAUUCUCCCUGAACAUCAGAACAAAGCAAAACAAAAAAACAGCCCUGGAUGGAACCGAACAUUCAUUUCAGUAAACACUCCCUUCCGAGGAAAACCACUGUGAGACACUCAUCUCUAGCUGACAAAACAGUACAGAAUAAGAGGCAAACAGAAAGAACAGCAGGUGCUUCCUACAACAGAAGCUGCAGCACCAGGGGAAUGCAGCACAGCAGAGAGACCAGCUACCUCCCUCAAACCACAGCCAGUGCAAGUGUUCACACCCAGCAUGCACCCAGAAUUAAUUCUGCACUCUCUCUUUAGCUCUGGGGAACAGUGCCUCUCCAUUUGCUUAUGCCUUUAAGUUGAAGGUGCCUCAAGAGUUUUGUAGAUUGGUUACCAAAGAAUAAAAUGCUCCUGUCCACAAGAGCUGAAAAGCCAGGUAUUCUUUUUCAGGAGCUGCAUACUCUUUUUUUAAACAUUUCAACAAUAUCUGUGUCACUGGACUUCAGUGACCUUUCACUAAACUCGAAAACAGCAUGAGUGACUCAUCCUUCUGGAGCAUGCUCCAGAGUUGUUAUGUUAAGGAUAAAGCCUUAGCUUUCAACACUGUUUAGUCCUUCACAUGUUCUUUUGUAAAACACAUCUUUUUAAAAUAGUCUUUAACCCAAAAAUAUUAAGCUUAACUAUUGAUAUUUCUAUAGGAUGGACUGGGCAGGAUUUAUAGCUCGUUGCACCUGAGAGAUGUUUAAAAUGAUUACAAAAAAUAAGUAUCAGCCAAUCUGAAAAGGGAAGUCCAAAUGUUUAAAGAUAUCACCAAUCUACAUACUGGAAACUAAACCAAACCCCACCUUGUGGUUAGGUCAUCUGUCACUGACGUGUGCAAAUAUCUAUGCACUACCAUAAGCCCAUUGAACAGAGACAGAUUACAUGAUUCCAGAGCAGAGCAUACUCUUCACAGAAGUUACUUUCAGUACUAGGUGGGGAUCACCUGCUGACAUUACUCUUACAGUCAGUGAAAAAGGGUGAUCCCGCAAACAAACCUGAUUCUGGCUAUGUCUGGGCUGUAGGACUUUGUUGCUUCUGGAACCACCUGCAAUCCUGGCAAAUUCUUGACUGCAUGUCAGGAGGAGAUCAAAAUACUGUGCCCUUCCUCAACACGUAUCUCUUGUCACUUCAUUGGCAGAGGAAAAAAAAUGGAGGCAAACAGAGGUAACAAGCUCUCCAUGGCCUGCUUCAACGUCCUAAUGACAGCCUGAGAACUGCCACUGAUGACCACUCUGCAGAGAAUCUGGAAUAUCUCCUUCUCCAAAUGGCUCUUUUGAAGUUUGGCUCUUUUUUUUGAUUGAUUUCUUGACUGACUCCCUUAGCUAUUAGCUACUGAGGAUAUUCCCAUCCCACCUCAGGUGUCUGUUGGGACACAGUUGAUAGAUUUUAUUCCAUUUCAAUAAUGGCUGAACAUUCUUUACAAAGCCUAUUUCUGCAAACCUGUUAAACAGGAGAGCCAUUAUUUUUCAGACAUCAAGGCACUGCUGCAGCGUUAGUAAAUUACAGUCGGUGCAGAUUUAAACAAAGCAAAGUCCUCCAGAGAAUCAAACUUCUCACUUCAAACACACACAGUGAGCUCCUGUCACUUUCAGGCUGAAUACUACCCCAGCCAAUUUAAAUAAAACGGGGAUUUCCAUGAAAAUGACUGCAGUCUAAAGAGAAUAUUUUAGCACUGUGCUUGUUAGAAACUUUCCACAACCAAGACGUGUAUUUUUUGUCCUUACCCUUUUGUAAAAAUAUCAACCCAAAGCAGGCUUCUUCACAAUUGAAUCAAAGAAUGAUUUGGGUUGGAAGGGACCUUUAAGAUCAUGUCAUUCCAACCCCCUGCUAUAGGCAGGGACACCUCCCUCCAGACCAGGUUGCUCACAGCCCCAUCCAACCCGGCCUUUAUCACAAACAAUUCAGAAAGUAUUUUAAAAUGAUAUUUAGUACAAUUGCCUGGCUUGGCCACAGUGGAAAUAUUAUAUCAGGUAUGAGAACUAUGAGGUCACAAAUCCUGCAAGUUACCUUGUAUGCGUAUGAAAUAUUAAAAGGACACUUUUAAGUAUUGACCAAUAGCAAGCUCAAAACUAGCUAGAUUGCGUCACUGCUUCCUGCUGUGAAGAGCUAUUUUAUAGCAUAGCGAGGCUGAGCAGAAAGGAGGAAGUCUAAAGCUUCUACAGACGAGGGACUAUGAAACAAACAUGGCAGCAGACACUUUGUACUGCACAAAACGGUUUUAAUGGGCGUGCAACAACUAUUCCUAAAACCAAUUACGAUAUGAUGCCUGAGAAUCACUACCCUGAAGAAUACAGGAUUUCAUCACUGGUCUUCUACAGUUUUGUAUUCACAGUAGGACUGGUAGUGAAUGCCACGGCACUAUGGGUUUUCAGCUGCACUACCAAGAAGAGAACCACUAUAACCAUAUACAUGAUGAAUGUGGCUUUACUUGACAUAGCCUUUAUACUUUCCUUGCCUUUUCGGAUAAUCUACCAUGGGAAAGAAACAUGGCCUUUUGGAGAUAUAUUCUGUCGGAUUAUCAGUGCUUUCACUGUAUUUUAUCCAGCCAUUGCUCUGUGGUUGCUUGCUUUCAUAAGCGUAGACAGAUUUAUGGCUAUUGUCCAGCCCAAACAUAUCAAAGAACUGAAAAAUACAAAAAAAGCCCUGCUGGCUUGUACGGGGAUCUGGAUAAUGACCCUUGCAACAACUUCCCCGUUGCUCUUCCUACGUUCUGAUCCAGACAAAGCCUGCAAUAUCACCACCUGCAAGAAAAUGCUCGAUAUCAUCCAUUUAAGGGAAGUAAAUAUGUUGAACUUUUCUCGCUUGAUAUUUUUCUUUUUGAUUCCCUUGCUUAUUAUGAUGGGGUGCUACCUAGUCAUUAUUUACAAUUUUAUCCAUGGCAAGACUUCCAAGUUGAAGCCUAAGGCCAAAGAGAGAUCCAUAAGAAUCAUAGUUACUUUGAUUGCUCAAGUACUUGUGUGCUUUGUACCCUUCCACAUUUGCUUCGCCCUCAUGAUGUUAAAUGAAGGUACAAGUUACAAUCCGUGGGCAGCCUUCACCACCUUUCUCAUGAACCUCAGCACUUGCUUGGAUGUUAUACUGUACUAUAUUGUUUCUAAACAAUUUCAGGCUAGAGUCAUCAGUGUCAUUCUUUAUCGCAAUUACCUCCGAAGUGUGCGCAGGAAGAGUUUUCGAACUGCAAGUGUAAGAUCACUCAAUAAUAUCAACAGUGAAAUGAUAUAAAAAAAAAACAAACAAAAAGUGAAAACAUUAGAGGGAUUCUCUAAUGAAAACGAGAGAUUAUUCUUCCAAAUUCCAGAAUUUUGGCUCUGCUGGAAAAUGUUCUGUGCCCGGAAGUAACAGAUGUUUGUUGCACUGUAACUAUGCGAGACGUACAAUAAUGGCACUUCUGCAUGUUUGCUCAACAGCCUUUGUAAAUCUGAAAUGAACUAAAACUUACUAUCAGUGUUAAACUGCCCACCACUUUUGUCACCUUAACAAAUUGUAGCUAUCACCAGACAAGAAAUAACCAUUAGUGUAAUAAAGCAUUAACACUGAGAAACUGUGAUGCAAGGUAUCAUCUAUUGUUUGUAAUUACACAGCCUAACAAUCUUAAACUACUGUAUAUCCCACUCUUCUAAAAUCAGCUUCAUUUUCUCCUGACCAAUAUGUCAGUAUGACUUAGAAAGUACAAAUAUUUCACCAAAAUAUUUAUUUGACGCAGAUUUCCUUCUAACAGCUUAUGCAGACAUAGAUAAAAAGUCAUAAAAAAAUCAGUAGCUGAAGUGCUCAUUAGUUCACUGUGUGAUAUGUACACUUAUUACACUCUACACUUUUUAUACAGAUGAAAAUGCUAAAUUUGCUUAGAUACUCUAGCAGCUUAUGCGUGCCUAGCAGCUGUGUUCCAGCACAAAAACAUUGCAGUGUUAUUCAAGCUUUAGACUCCUUUUGAAUACUCACACUUCACGAGGAAUGUAUACUUGUAACAACAAAAGACAUGCUUUAUCUUUAUUAUUAGAUCAGCCUUUUGCUACUUUCAAGAGAUACACUAAAAAAGUAAAGCUCUGUAAUCUUAGCAUGGUGCUCAGCAUCUAAACUCUUGCCUCAUGAGCUUCUAUUACUACCUCAGAGCAUGUGACAUCUGGAAACUCAAGUCUAUAUGAGGCUGAUGUCUCUUAACCACAAAGGCUCUGCAAGCUCUAUGGUUCUACUACAACAGAUACACCUCCUAUUAUUAAUGGCAGAAAUGCCAAAUACAGAUGACACAAAACUCAACCACUAAAUAUCUUAAAGCUUUAAGAACUUUAAAUGCAAACAAAUUAAAUAAUAUGCUCAAGCUUUGAAACACACACGUAUGAAAUACCAGAAUGAAAUGCAUAUAACUGCAUUUAAAAGUGAACAUUAAGAUACGAAUUAGAGUUAAGCUAUCUUUGGCAUUUAAGAAAGAAAUCA